GAGGAGACGCUUCGUCAUGUCCUCACCGGGUAUGCCCUCCAUCUGGACGAUUACAGAUCUUGUCAACAAUAUCAUGAAGAGCGUGAGGCAGGUCGCGCAAAUGUUUCUCGACUCGAAAGAACAGGCUGUGGACGAAGAUAUAGGCAAGGAGCAAACCGACUUGGAAACCGCAUUGCAAGAAGGAACGGCUGUGACUACUUAUUUCAAUUACUACAUUCUCGCUCUGGGAAUAGAGUUCUCCUCGGGUGAUGAUGAUGCGGUUCGAGAACUUCGCAUGGUGUAUGCAGCGUUGCCCCAAGAUGACGUGGAAGUCAAAGAGCUCCGAAAUCAGCAACGUGGUUUCUCCGAAUCUCAGAGGCUAGAGUUCAUGAAGCGGCUCAAGUCAGAAGUCACGGCAACCAAAACAGCUUUGCAGGAACUUGCAAAUCGGAAAGGGUGUUUUGCAAUACAAGAUCCUUCUCAGUACAGCCUCGACCUGAGAGAAAAAGUGAGAAAACUUUUCCCAAUGCACGGCAACAAUGCGACAUUCUGCGAAGGCGCAUCUCAUCUGCAGAAACACGCCUCGGCCGCCUUGUCAGCCAUCACAUCGCGGGAGCCUGGUGGUGGCGGGUACGUUUGCCACCACUGCAACCUGGACCUCAGAUGUAUGGAGAUUGACGAGGCUGGAAGUAUCACUUUUACCGAGGCGGAAUGGAGGACUCUUGCAGCAUGUCACAUGCGAGCGCACUUCUCGUUCAAGAACUUGGCUGCCUGGUACAAAUGCAGAAUCUGUCAUGACCUAGGCGUGGAGCCGCCCCUGAUUUUCGUCUCGCCCGUUGCAAUGAUGAUACAUCUGAAGAACCACUGGAGUGGAGACAUAGAGAAAAGCUCUGUUGAGGGAGCAGUUCGUUGAACGUCGCGAGGAUGAGCGAGAAAAGAUAUCUGAGAAUGUGUGUGGAGCUUCGGGGAUGGUACGGCGAGUUGUGGCUUG
Molecule: messenger RNA, 970 nt
Organism: Hyaloscypha bicolor E
Lineage: Eukaryota; Fungi; Ascomycota; Leotiomycetes; Helotiales; Hyaloscyphaceae
Exons: 2
Coding region: 17-892 (291 amino acids)
Source: RefSeq, a predicted model, not a curated record